UCAUGUGCCAAAUAACUGAAUUAAUUAAAACAUACACGGAAUAAUCUGCUGCGGAUGUCUGCGAGAGCGAUGUGGCAUCGAGCGGCAAAGCUGCUUCUGUGUGCACGUUCACCAUGCAGGCCUGUGUACAGAGCUCAGAACGUCUCCUCAGGAAGGGACCGUGGACGAGAGGAGAAGCAGGAGGAGAGUGAGGCGGAAACGUACGCCUUGGUGUACAACCCGUCUGCUUACUACCAUUCCAGCGCAGAACACUCUGGGAACCUGAGGCAUUCGGGAACAGAAGAGGACGCCUCUCAGGGUGUCGUGGGUGCUGGGUUCAGACAGCAGAGUAAUAAGUAUUCUAUCAGCUCCUCGCGUGGAUUAUCCAGCUCUCAAAACAACCUGCCGAGUUAUUCUGGUAAUGAAGAAGCCGACAGUAAGAAUAAAUCUGUCAAUCCCAAAGAUUUGCAGGAGUAUCUAAAAAGAGACGCACGUAACUUUCAGAGGUGCAGACCUGAGUACCAGAAUAUUAGCUAUGAUCCGUCCUUGAGUCCACCUGCUCUCCCCAUCAAAGAUGGCCUGGUCCUGCUUCAUAAAGUAUCCCUAAUGAAAGGAAGCGUGCAAGCGUCUGAUAUAGCUCAUUUCCUUUGCAAGUUGGGCCAAGUUGAACCUAAGCAGAGUCCGGUGGUCAGAGGAAGCAUGCGGUUCUCCAUGCUUCUGCGAUACAGUGUGGAAAACCUGCAAAACUUUACCAACCUGGAGCUACUUGAGAUUCUCCAGGCUUUUGUGAGACUGGGAUUGUCCGGCUCUCAUAGUAAGCUAGGUUUGUAUGAGGCUGAAUUCUGCCGUCGGGCCGGUCACAUGGAUCUCCACCAGCUGCUGCUUGUGGCAGACCUGUGGCGCUGCCUUGGGCGGUCAGUGCCACGAUAUGUGGAGAAAUUAUGUGACUCUAUGAGCUGCCACUUUGGCCAGUUUGGUCCUGCAGAGCUGGUCCAGUUUCUGUAUAUACUAGGAGAGAGCAGACAAUGUCCUGCGUAUCUUUUACCAUCUGUAGAAGGCCUCAUCUUGCGCCAUCUAGACAAGUUCAAAGGUGAAGAAGUCGGUGCUGUUUGUUUGGGCUUGUUUAAAACUCAGAGUCCCGUCUCUAAUGCGGUAGCACGCCAGAUCGUUGACCGAGCGUGUGCCGUAGUUGAAGAAAUGUCCGAUUUCGGCUUAGUAAACGUCCUGAAGCUAAUGCGAUUUUGCCACAUGGACCACCUUCCAUGGUUAGAGGCUCUGAGCACAGAAGUACCCCGGCGUGCCCCACAGAUGGCGGUUCAGGGCUUGAUGCACGUGGCCUUGACUUGCUCUGCCUUGCAUUACCGUGAUGACCGAAUCCUCCUGGCUGUCGCAGAACACCUACCUCAUGUAGCCGCUUCUUACAGGAGCAAAGAUGCUGCUAAGCUCCUGUGGGCUUUCGGGACCUUGGGGGUCCAGCCCAGCAAGUGUCCGAGCCUCCACUCGCGACUCACCGAUGCUCUGCGUGAACGAGACUCCGAGUUCCGGAGCUACCCCGAACACCUUCUGACGGCGUUGCUAGGCUUGGCGUUUGUAGGCCAGUUCCCGCACGACUUGCUCAGCCUGGCUUUAAGCCCCGAAUUUAGUAACCAAGUCACGAGUACGCUGGAUUUAAAGAAAGACCUCUACACUCUGGACGGUACUGUGGAGUUAGAGUUACCGGGAUGGACGGGGCCACGGUUAAGUCUGGCAACCAGGGAAGAAGUAAGAAAGCAGCUGUGGGAAUUUGCUCAGGCUGAGUUGGGUCAGAGACCAGAAGUUUUGGAGGCAGAAUCUGUCCUGCAGGAGUUGCUAGGAGGGAAGAAAUUUGUUCGCAAGAGAAUGAUUCUACCUCACAUGCGCUCUUUAGACCUUGAAUUGCAGUUGGAUCCCAGUGAACAACCUCAGCCUGUUGCAUAUCAGCCCCACAUGAACUCCACUCCGGGGUCAUCAUGGCCUCACGGUUGGGAAGGCGGAUGCACCGGGGUGACCCUGACGGACGACCUGCUGGCCCAGCUAACCAGUGGCAAAAGACCCUCAGCCGAAAGUACCGACGCGCCGUCUCAGCAGCCAGUCCUGCGCCCGGUGGAGGGAGCCGCCAAAAGAGAAGCCAUCUUGAGCAUCGGCGUGGACUUGACGGAGGACCUCAUGCAUGCUCUGACGAAACCUCGCGACCGUUCUUGUUCCGGCGCUGGACAGCCCACAGCACCACCGACGGUCCGUCGGCUCGCGGUUCAGAUCACCAGCAGGAACAACUACUGUUACAGGACUCAGCAGUUACUCGGGCUCCACGCGAUGAAGAGGAGGCAGCUGGUACUGGCGGGGUAUACAGUGGUCGAGGUGCCACACUGGGAAUGGUUUCCACUGCUCCGACGCUCGCUGUCUGAGAGACUCGCUUACAUGCACUGCAAAGUUUUUAGUAGUUACGACUCUAAAGUAAGGAAAAGAAAAUGAUGUCUAAUAAAGCGCAUUUGAUUAUCCGUGCA
Messenger RNA from Trichomycterus rosablanca, 2501 nucleotides. RefSeq names its product FAST kinase domain-containing protein 5, mitochondrial (gene fastkd5). NCBI's taxonomy places the organism in Eukaryota, Metazoa, Chordata, Actinopteri, Siluriformes, Trichomycteridae. Gene Ontology annotation, cellular component: mitochondrial matrix; ribonucleoprotein granule. The coding region runs from base 55 to 2469 and encodes 804 amino acids. Gene Ontology annotation, biological process: mitochondrial RNA processing; regulation of mitochondrial mRNA stability. Gene Ontology annotation, molecular function: RNA binding. The record is from RefSeq and is a predicted model, not a curated record. The transcript has 2 exons.